Messenger RNA from Eremomyces bilateralis CBS 781.70, 1783 nucleotides. RefSeq lists its product as uncharacterized. Bases 385 to 1683 code for a protein of 432 amino acids. The transcript has 4 exons. The record is from RefSeq and is a predicted model, not a curated record. Lineage: Eukaryota; Fungi; Ascomycota; Dothideomycetes; Eremomycetales; Eremomycetaceae.
GAACCCCAUCAGAUCCGUGGAAGCCGGUGGGGAAAAGUCGAUUUGCCGUUCGGUUGGGGAUUGAAGACAUCGCAGACCUGAGUUCCAUAUCCUCAUCCAAUUCACUUGUGCCGUCGUGCUUCAUUGAAUCCGGAGAUUACCUGAACAAGCAAGCCGUGGGCUACAUCAGUACAACCUGCGGAAUCUCUCACUACCCCUCCAUACACACUCGCUUUACAAUUCGGACCCAGAUCUCGAGCAAUUCACAUAUUUAUCGCCUCCAUGGAAUAACGACUCUCUCUUUUCUACGACUUCCCUCCGAUCCGGUAUCGCCUCCUUGCCUACAUCACCUGUCGCUAAAGCUUUCACCUCCACGCUUUCUUUCUUGUACCAUAUAUUCCCACGAUGAGCGGGGAGUUUUUUAACAGUUGGCCCUUGUGGGCGAAAAUGACAUUCGUUUUAGGAUGUGCUAUAGUUAUCACAUUCGCUAUGGGAUGUUUCAAGUUAUGGCACAGCCAUCGCAAGUUGAAGAAGUACGUUCUAGCCGAUGAGAAAGAAGCCACGCCGGCUAUGGUAGAAGCACAGGUAUCGCUGGACACCGAAUCAGAGGUUCCAUUCGGGGUCCGGGCCUUGGAGAAGGGCAUCGAGGUGGAUGGAGUAUGGAUAUCGCGGACAAAUACUCCGAACUCAAGCGCGCCUGGUAGUCCAAGGAUAUCGUUCGCCAAAGGCUCGCCAGUUCUCCUUCCGAAUCUCGAUCUCCCGUCGGUCUCUUCGAACGAUUUUACCCUACUUGGAUCGAAGCCCAGCAGUCCGUCGAGCUCCCGAGCUCCGAGCUAUGUAUUCGAACGCGCGGUUGGCGCAGAGCGGUUACCAUCAAACCCGUCCUCCUCGACUUUAGCAGUUAAUGUACCGGGCGACGGCGGUCGACAGUAUUCUUCGAGAUACGAGCCAGUUCCGACGAGUACGGCAUCAAUGAGAGACGCCGAAUCAUCCCCAGAAUCCGGGUCACCCACCGAAGACGAUACCCGGGACCGGACCUCCGGCGGCAGCUCCCUAGGAUCCGUAGAAGGCUCAACCUCCCAGGAAGACGAUGCAACAACAGGAAAGGGCAAAGUUAAGGCCCAAAGACGUCCAAGAAAUGAGAGAGCCAAUCUCGAUCUUCUCCACAGUCACCGACUCUCCCAUGUCGCCGAAACUGGCCAGCUGACCCCACGGGUAAAGCGACCCGCCCUCGGCUCCGAUCUUACAGGUGUCUCCGCAGACGGCGCUCGAUUUCAGACCGCCGAAUACACCAUGAACCGCCGAAGUGCCCCUUUGCCUCCCAUGCUCCAGCUUGCGAAUCGCAACUCUCUCCCUGACCACGCCGAGUCCCCCAAAGCGGAUCGCAACGCGCUGAGCACCAUCCCCGAUGACACCAUCAUACCAGGCAGCGGAGCCUUCCAACCUCACCGCAACACACUCGCUUUCCUUCCACAUGCGCCCUCCGAAUCCGGACAUCCGCGGAAGGUGAACUCCGGAUUCGAGGUGCUGGCGCCCGGCUCGAAGCCGCGGAUGUCGAUCAACGUGGACGAUGCACGGCUGGAGGACGACAAUUACGAACCCAAGGAGAAAAGGCAAUCCAAGCGGUUACAGAAGAAGCGCCAGUCGCCCCCAGCCGAUGGCAUAGCACGGGUAUCAAAGUUCGUGGAGGGAGGGUUGAUAUAGAGGAUACUUCUGAACACUUGGAUGUUAGAGGAGGCAAUUUUCCAUCCGCCGUCUCGGCACGGUCAGGAUAUGUAUUGGUUGGAGCAUACUGGCGCAGAUA